GGGGAGGAGUUAGAAACCAUUUAAAUGCUCAGAAUGUGACAAGUGCUUCACAAAUAUGGGAAAUCUUUCUAAACACCAGAUAAUUCACACUGGAGAGAAGCCAUUUCGAUGUUCAGAAUGUGACAAGUGCUUCAUUCAAAAGGGAAAUCUUACUCUGCACCAGAGGACUCAUACUGGAGAGAAACCAUUUAAAUGCUCAGAAUGUGACAAGUGCUUCACAAAUAUGGGAAAUCUUUCUAAACACCAGAUGAUUCACACUGGAGAGAAGCUAUUUCGAUGUGCAAAAUGUGACAAGUGCUUCACACUAAAGGAAUAUCUUAGUCGGCACCAGAGGACUCAUACUGGAGAGAAACCAUUUAAAUGCUCAGAAUGUGACAAGUGCUUCACAAAUAUGGGAAAUCUUUCUAAACACCAGAUGAUUCACACUGGAGAGAAGCUAUUUCGAUGUUCAGAAUGUGACAAGUGCUUCAUUCAAAAGGGAAAUCUUACUCUGCACCAGAGGACUCAUACUGGGAAGAAACCAUUUAAAUGCUCAGAAUGUGAAAAGUUCUUUACAACUAAGGGAAGUCUUACUACCCACCAAAUGAUACACACUGGAGAGAAGCUAUUUCGAUGUUUAGAAUGUGACAAGUGCUUCACACGAAUGGCUAGUAUUACUGUUCACCAGAGGAUUCACACUGGAGAGAAACAAUUUAAAUGUUCAGAAUGUGAUAAGAGCUUUAGAACAAAGAUACAUCUCACUCUACACCAGAGGAUUCACACUGGAGAGAAGCCAUUUCUUUGUUCAGAAUGCGACAAGUGCUUCACAACUAAGGGACAUCUUACAAGGCACCAGAUGACUCACACUGGAGAGAAACCAUUGAAAUGCUCAGAAUGUGACAAGUGCUUCACAACUAAGGGAAGUCUUACUAAACACCAGAGGAUUCACACUGGAGAGAAGCCAUUUCGAUGUUCAGAAUGUGAUAAGAGCUUCACAACUAAGAGACAUCUCACUCAACACCAGAGGACUCACACCGGAGAGAAGCCAUUUCGUUGUUCAGAAUGUGACAAGUGCUUCACAAUUAAGGAAAGUCUUACUAAACACCAGAAGAUUCACACUGGAGAGAAACAAUUUAAAUGCUCAGAAUGUGAAAAGUGUUUCUCGUUUAAGGAAGAUCUUUCUAAACACCAGAGGAGUCACACUGGAGAGAAGCUAUUUCGAUGUUCAGAAUGUGACAAGUGCUUCACCCAAAAGGGAAAUCUUACUGAGCACCAAAGGAUCCACAAAGGAGAGAAACCAUAUAGAUGUUCAGAAUGUGACAUGUGCUUCAUACGAAAGGGAAGUCUUACUGAACACCAGAGGACUCACACUGGAGAGAAGCCAUUUCGAUGUUCAGAAUGUGACAAGUGCUUCACAACUAAGAGGAAUCUUACUGUUCACCAGAGGAUUCACACUGGAGAGAAACAAUAUAAAUGCUCAGAAUGUGAAAUGUGCUUCUCAGUUAAGGGAAAUCUUACUAAACACCAGAUGAUUCACGCUGCAGAGAAGCUAUUUCAAUGUUCAGAAUGUGACAAGUGUUUCAACCAAAAGCAAACUCUUAUCUUCCGCCACACUCACCUCCUGAACAACCAGAGGUCUCUUGUCAAGAUGCGGCCCUCUUUGAAAAAUGAUCUGGACUUUAUUAAGUCUGACCUCUGCACAGUCAUGCAAAAAUUAGAAGAUCUGGAAAAUAGGAUCCGUCGGGGAAACAAACAAAUUUGCAGUGUUCCUGAGCAUAUUGAAGAUCUUCAAACCACGAACUACAACUACCAAAUCCUUGUGGAUCUGGCUCCCCUAACCCUACAGAGAUGGAGAGUGUUCAAGCCUUGUCUGAGCACUUUGUUACAAUAUGGCGUGAAGUGUGGAUUUCAGUUUGAAGUUGUCUUUAAUUAUGGAAACCAAGUUUACUCAUUCUCUUCCUUGGAAGAAGCUGGAUCCCUCUUGAAACAACUACAACUCACAAUCUCUGCUACCGCUGCUCCUUCCACACCUCCACCUCCAACCCCAAAGGAGCACCGUCCGACUCUGCUGUGGGAACGUAAAUCCCAAAACCGUCACGGAUUGACAGGGAGAUUCUGCUCCUCUCAAGCUUCGACAGCCGAUCCGGGUGACUGA
Molecule: messenger RNA, 2134 nt
Organism: Nanorana parkeri
Lineage: Eukaryota; Metazoa; Chordata; Amphibia; Anura; Dicroglossidae
Product: zinc finger protein 883-like
Exons: 5
Coding region: 56-2134 (692 amino acids)
Source: RefSeq, a predicted model, not a curated record